AUGUCGGCUGACACUGUCUCCACAGCUGUUGAUCUGGAUGAUGAGCCCUAUGACUCUGCCGAAGAUGAAGAUUUCCAGGUAGAGGGCGCGCAAGAUGAAUCCGACCUCUCCUCCGACGACAACGACGAUGAGCCCGCGAAGAAAAAGCGAAAGUCAAAUAAGAGAACAGAGAUCCCCGAUGAAGAUCUUGAUUCCGGGGAUGAAGCUACAAUUCGAAAAGCACGCGAGAAGCGAGAGAAAAAGCGGAAAGGAAAGAAAGGCAAAAAUGCGGCCAAAGAUGACCAGAUGGACAUCGACGACGAGGAAGGGGGCACAGGAGGAUUUGUGCGAACUCGUGCCAUGAAAAAACACAUACAAGAAGAGCGAGAGCGCAAACCACUAGCCCGAAUCGAUGGCGCAACGAUUGACGUGGAAUCCCUCUGGGAGCAGAUGAAUGCACCCGGGAAUCAGCUGGGCUUGCGACCGAACCAAAUUAAACGCGACAUUGAGCCAGCUCCAAAGCUCGAAAUCGCGACCACCGAUACGGAUAUGAAGGAGCAGGCGGCUGCAGAACCGGAGAAGGACUCGCGCCAUGCGCCCGGCGAGCAGAUGAUCAAGAUCAAGCGUACCUACAAAUUUGCCGGCGAGAUGAUCACCGAAGAAAAGAUCGUACCGAAGGACUCGGCGGAAGCCAAGGCGUUUCUGUCGAGCGGGGAGAAUGUGGAAUACACCGAGGUGGAGGAUGCAAACGCGAAUGAAAAUCUGCGUCGCCCACUACGAAAGAUCUCACGGUUCGAUCCUAAUCCAACGGGCUCGAUCAAGAAGAGCUGGGAGAAGCAGGCUAUUGAAGCUGGUGAAAAUGCAACCGGCCCCAAGAUCAACACGGUUGAGAAGUCUCGUCUGGACUGGGCGCAGUAUGUUGAUCAUGCGGGUAUCAAAGAUGAACUGCGUGUUGCCAGCAAGGCCAAAGAAGGCUACAUGGGUCGUAUGGACUUCCUGGACCGUAUGGGAGCCAAACGGGACGAGGAGGCACGACAGGCCCGUAUCAAGGGCAUUUGA
This is a messenger RNA of Penicillium malachiteum, 1038 nucleotides long. RefSeq names its product putative Swr1p complex component (Swc5) (gene swc5). The record is from RefSeq and is a predicted model, not a curated record. NCBI's taxonomy places the organism in Eukaryota, Fungi, Ascomycota, Eurotiomycetes, Eurotiales, Aspergillaceae. Bases 1 to 1038 code for a protein of 345 amino acids. The transcript is spliced from 2 exons.